This is a messenger RNA of Bipolaris sorokiniana ND90Pr, 3916 nucleotides long. RefSeq lists its product as uncharacterized. The record is from RefSeq and is a predicted model, not a curated record. The transcript has a single exon. NCBI's taxonomy places the organism in Eukaryota, Fungi, Ascomycota, Dothideomycetes, Pleosporales, Pleosporaceae. Gene Ontology annotation, molecular function: RNA binding; ATP binding. Bases 173 to 3823 code for a protein of 1216 amino acids. Gene Ontology annotation, cellular component: catalytic step 2 spliceosome; intracellular anatomical structure. Gene Ontology annotation, biological process: spliceosomal complex disassembly.
CUCCCAUUUUCCAUAUACAACCACGGCCAGGUUACAACACAUCAUGCGUACUGGCGCCUAAGCAAAGGACUUGAAUUCAGAAACCGCAUAGAUCCGAUCAUCAACAAGCGCGAUUUCACCAGUCCCGACAAUCCACAGAACCACGCGCCUUGCGAAGACGCAGAUUACCGCCAUGGACGACCUUGAGAACCUCGAGUUUCUAUCGCUUGUUUCCAAGGUCACAUCGGAAAUACAAAACCACGUUGGUGUCUCCGAUAAGACACUUGCCGAGUUCGUCAUCGACCAACAUGCCGACUGCAAGGAUGUUGCCGACUUCAAGAAACAGCUCGAGGAUGUUGGCGCCGAGUUUCCACAGAGCUUGGUCGAGAGCAUCGAUCGCCUUAUUCUGACUCUGCAUCCCAAAUAUAAGAACAAAGGCGCAGGUGGAAAGCAGGGAGGCGCAAAUGCAGAAGACGACGGAGAUGCAACAAGUCGCAAAACGCGUGUCUUCAAAGGGUUGGCCAUUCCCGACAGGGAAGUGGAAUACGAUGCGGCAGAUGAGGAGCCGAUGAAUGAUGCGUCCCAGGCCGAUGCGCUGGACGACACCUUUGCCAUGCUGGAAGGACUGGCAGGGAAGGCACCAGGCAAGCCCAAGGAGCGGUCGCGCAAGAGGAGCAUGAGCCCAUACGACAGCGGCGACGAUACCAGUAAGAGCAAACGACACAGGCGGAGGGACACAUCGCACUCUCGCUCGCCAUCCAGGAGUCCGCGGCGGGGGCGACAACGGGAGCAGAAUGACGAGUUGGUUUUUGAAGACGAAUUUGGCCGUACACGAACCGUCAAGCCCAGUAAUAAGCAGCGAAGCCGCAAAAAGUAUCGCGACGAAGAUAUUGAAGAGUUCCGACGGCAGCCCACUCCCGAGCUCGACGACGAGCCAGUGCUGUACAAGAUUUACGACGGCAAGGUCACGGGUGUCAAGGAUUUUGGCUGCUUUGUUAAUCUACAAGGUGUGAAAGGCAAGGUCGACGGACUUGUCCAUGUCACCCAGAUGAUGGAGGGGCGAGUCAACCAUCCAUCAGAUCUUGUGUCGAGAUGGCAGGAGGUCAAGGUUAAAGUUAUCAAGAUGGAAAACGGCAGGAUAUCGCUCUCGAUGAAAGAGGUGGAUCAGCGGACAGGCCGUGAUCUUGCACCAGGAAAGCGUAUAGCAUCAUUUGGAACCGGCGCGAACUCGCAAGGUCUUGGGGGCAUUCCAGGAGUUGAUAGCUCUGUGCCUGUUGUUGAGGAUGGCUACAACAGCCGUAGAAAUGGCAUGCGGAAACGUAUGACUUCGCCAGAGCGAUGGGAGAUCAAACAACUCAUCGCCUCUGGUGUAAUCCCCAAAUCCGACUACCCCGAUAUUGAUGAGGACUUUAACGCUCAUAUCAACGGCGAGGGCGGUUUCGAAGAGGAAGAGGAUGUUGACAUUGAAGUCCGUGAAGAGGAGCCACCCUUUUUGGCCGGUCAGACCAAGCAAUCACUGGAGCUUUCGCCAAUUCGUGUUGUCAAAGCACCUGAUGGCUCGCUCAACCGUGCCGCAAUGGCCGGAGACACACUGGCCAAGGAACGCCGUGAUCUUAAACAACAAGAAGCACAGGAGAAGGCUGCAAAAGAAGCGGCAAACGUGGACUUGAGCAGUCAGUGGAAUGAUCCCAUGGCCCAGCAACGGCAGUUUGCAAGCGAUCUCCGCAACACUCGAACGAACGAACCCAGUCAAGCACUGCCAGAAUGGAAAAAAAUCUCCACAAACAGCAGGGAGACCUCUUUUGGCAAGCGUACCAACAUGAGCAUCAAAGAACAGCGGGAGUCGCUGCCUGUAUUCAAAUUCAGGAAGCAACUUCUCGAGGCUGUUGCAGCCCAUCAAAUCUUGAUUGUAGUUGGUGAUACUGGAUCUGGAAAAACAACACAGAUGACGCAGUAUUUGGCCGAAGCCGGUUAUGCUAACGAGCUUGUUAUUGGUUGCACUCAGCCCAGGCGUGUAGCAGCUAUGAGCGUCGCCAAACGUGUUGCUGAGGAAGUUGGCUGCACUCUAGGGAACGAGGUUGGUUACACGAUUCGAUUUGAAGACAAGACUUCACCGGAUACGCGUAUCAAAUACAUGACGGACGGUAUCCUGCAGCGUGAGAUUCUCUUGGACCCCAUGUUGUCCAAGUAUAGCUGUAUCAUGCUCGAUGAGGCCCACGAACGUACGAUUGCCACGGAUGUACUGUUUGGUUUACUGAAAAAGACGCUCAAGCGACGACCUGACAUGAAACUCAUCGUUACCAGUGCUACCCUAGAUGCCGACAAGUUCUCGGAGUACUUUUAUAAGUGUCCCAUCUUUUCAAUCCCAGGCCGCACGUUCCCUGUCGAGGUCAUGUACAGCCGGGAGCCUGAGUCUGAUUACCUUGACGCAGCAUUGGUUACAGUCAUGCAGAUCCAUUUGACAGAACCAGCAGGUGACAUCUUGCUCUUCUUGACAGGAAAAGAAGAAAUCGACUCUUCUUGCGAGAUUAUAUCUGAGCGCAUGAAGGCCUUGGGACCGAACGUGCCAGAGUUGAUGAUUCUACCCAUCUACGGUGCCCUGCCAUCUGAAGUGGCGUCUCGCAUCUUUGAGCCCGCGCCCGCAGGCAGUCGAAAAUGUGUCAUUGCUACCAAUAUUGCUGAAACCAGUUUGACUAUUGACGGCAUCUACUAUGUUGUAGACCCGGGUUUCGUCAAGCAAAGUUCUUAUGACGGAAAGCUAGGCAUGGACCGUUUGCAGAUUACGCCUAUUUCCCAGGCUCAGGCUCGCCAAAGAAGUGGCAGAGCAGGAAGAACAGGACCUGGAAAAUGUUUCCGUCUGUACACCGAAGCAGCAUUCCAGAACGAGAUGCUGCCGACAACUAUCCCAGAGAUUCAACGUCAGAACUUGUCAAACACGAUUCUCAUGUUGAAGGCUAUGGGCAUUAAUGAUCUGUUGCAUUUUGAUUUCAUGGAUCCACCACCGACCAACACCAUGUUGACAGCUCUGGAAGAGCUGUAUCAGCUGGGCGCAUUGGACGACGAAGGGUUGCUCACGCGUCUUGGUCGGCAAAUGGCGGAUUUCCCCAUGGACCCUUCUCUCUCCAAGUCACUGAUCAAGUCAGUCGAGCUCCAGUGCUCAGACGAGAUUCUCACAAUCGUGGCUAUGAUUAGCGCCACUCAGAACGUUUUCCAUCGUCCUCGAGACAAGCAGCAGCAAGCAGACCAGAAGAAGCAGAAGUUCAACGAUCCAUCUGGCGACCACAUUACCCUUCUCAACGUCUACAAUGGCUGGAAACAGGGCGGCUUCAGUACACCAUGGUGCCACGAAAACUUUGUCAUGCCCAAGAAUAUGCAACGCGUACGCGACGUACGAAACCAGUUGCUGCAGAUCAUGGCACGACACAAGCAUCAGGUCGUGUCUUGUGGUCGGAAUACCAUCAAAGUUCGGCAGGCACUCUGCUCAGGUUUCUUCCGCAAUUCAGCACGCAAGGAUCCUGCCGAGGGCUACAAGACGCUUGUCGAGGGUACACCUGUGUACCUGCACCCUUCUUCGUCGCUCUUUGGUAAGCCUGCAGAGCAUGUCAUAUAUCAUUCGCUUGUCGAGACUACCAAAGAGUACAUGCACUUUUGCAGUGCCAUUGAACCGAAGUGGCUAGUGGAAGCUGCACCUACUUUCUUCAAGGUUGCGCCGACGGACCGCUUGAGCAAGAGGAAGAAGGCGGAGAGGAUACAGCCGCUACACAACAAGUUUGCAGGCGAAGACGAUUGGAGACUGAGUGCCCAGCGAAAGGCAGGAAGAGGCGGUGGUGGUACUUGGGGCUGAUUCCAUGCACGUUGGGCAAAAAAGUUGCUUCUUGGCAUAUAUGUGAUACCUUUAAAAUAUAAUGUACAGCUGGUUCUGGCCGGUCAUUGCUUG